UAUGCGAGGUCGCGGAGUUUGUAAUAUACAUUGGGGCGAACAAGUUUUGAGUUGCAUAUAUGGAGCUGCAGCUCAACGUCCCCCAUAGAACUGGCUCACCAUGGCCAUCCGUCGUUCCAAUACCGCACCUCAGUCUCUCGAACAUCAAGUUCGACCUGGUCUAGCUAGGGCAAAGUCUGCCGUAGAUGGCUUCAUUCCCCGCUUAGAUCAAACGUCGGUACCCGCAUCAUCCCACCACAGUUUAAGCGCCUUUGUGGCAACGGCGGCCUCCCCGCGCGAUAGAAAGGAUCCUUUCAGUCUUACGGACUUUUUCCCCGCCUCCUACCUUUCAUCUCCGGGGGAGCAUUGGGAGUGGUUACGGCAAGAACAAACGUUUGAACCUGGUGUUGAUGGUUCGUUGCCUGACACGCCGGGACCCGUCAUGUUCGCACGGGGGGCAGAAGAUGAGAUAGAGCAGACAAUCAAAGGGGAGGAUAAAAUGGGCGUGUUAUCAGUACUUAAUACUAUUUUCUUGACAGAGGAUGGGGAGGAUGAAUCUAUUGAUCAUGAGUCGCUAUACCUUGCAAUUGGCAGACUUGGGCAAGCAGCUGAGAGUUCUGGAUCUACUUGGUGGCCUAUACGCUGGGCAUUACAUGCAAUGUCUAGUAUAGUUUAGAUUGUUUUAUUAUUAUUAUAUUAUUUAUAUAAAAUUCUCACGAUUACACGUGUUUGUAAUUGUUUUUUCUCACGUCUUAGUUGAAAUCUCUCUUCUUUAUUUUCCCACCUCUC
This is a messenger RNA of Suillus subalutaceus, 768 nucleotides long. RefSeq lists its product as uncharacterized. The record is from RefSeq and is a predicted model, not a curated record. NCBI's taxonomy places the organism in Eukaryota, Fungi, Basidiomycota, Agaricomycetes, Boletales, Suillaceae. The transcript is spliced from 3 exons. The coding region runs from base 101 to 655 and encodes 184 amino acids.